Nicotiana attenuata is the source of this 4625-nucleotide messenger RNA. Its product is annotated as pentatricopeptide repeat-containing protein At2g39620. Bases 90 to 2735 code for a protein of 881 amino acids. The record is from RefSeq and is a predicted model, not a curated record. Lineage: Eukaryota; Viridiplantae; Streptophyta; Magnoliopsida; Solanales; Solanaceae. Gene Ontology annotation, biological process: RNA modification. Gene Ontology annotation, molecular function: RNA binding; protein binding. The transcript has 2 exons.
UCCAUUAGUUGAAAACUCUCGAAUCGCCCUGCGUUUUGAGUCUUCAAAUACUAGGCGGUUAUAUACAAACAGAGCAUGAAAGCUGGAAAAUGAAGUUGAGAUGUUGUUCAAUACUGGUACCAGUACGUAGAUUUCAUUGUCAAGAAUUACCACAUACCUCAAAAAUUCUCUCCCACCAGCGGCUUCUCACCCUCCUCUCUUCGUGCAAAGACCUCUGCUCUCUUCUCCAACUUCACGCUCGUCUAAUCACCUCUGGCUUUACUUUCAACACUUCCACCACUACCCUUCUCAUCAAUUUGUACUCUUCCUUCCAAAAAUGCGCCUUUUCUCGUUCCCUCUUCGAUUCUUCACCCAACCCACCUGUGAUUCUCUGGAAUUCAAUGAUCAGAGCUUACGUCAGAGUCAAUCAGCACGAAGAAGCUCUCAAACUGUACGUUUCAAUGUUGGAAAAGUCUAUUCAGCCGGAUAAGUAUACCUUCACUUUUGUGCUGAAAGCUUGCACUGCUAUGUCUGAUUUUGAACGCUGUAUCUUGAUUCAUGAAGAAGUAGUUCGUAGGAAUCUGGAAAGUGAUGUUUUCAUUGGGACUGGACUUAUAGAUAUGUACAGUAAAAUGGGUGAUUUGGAGAGCGCAAGGAUGGUGUUUGAUCAAAUGCCUGACAAGGAUGUUGUAGCUUGGAAUGCAAUGAUUUCUGGGCUUGCACAGAGUGCAGAGCCGAUUAAGGCUGUUGACCUUUUCAAGGACAUGCAAUUUAUUUUUAGGAUUAAUCCUAAUUCAGUGACAUUAUUAAAUUUGCUUCCUGCAGUUUGUAAAUUAAUGGAUAUGCGGGCAUGUAGGGGUAUACAUGCUUAUGUAUAUAGGAGAGCAUUUCCAGUUUCGGUUCGUAAUGCUUUGAUCGAUACAUACUCAAAAUGCAAUCAUCCGAAUGUUGCUCACCGAAUUUUUCUUGAGUUAACGGGGAAAGAUGAUAUUUCAUGGGGUACAAUGAUGGCAGGUUUUGCAUAUAAUGGGAACUUUCAUGAGGUUUUGGAAAUGUUUGAUUCAAUAAAGACAACGAGCUUGAAGAUCAGCAAAGUAUCAGCUGUAACUGCAUUGCUUGCGACCGGUGAAAUUGGCGAUUUAGGGAGAGGGAAAGAAAUUCAUGAAUAUGCAAUUCAAGAAAUGAUUGAUUCCGACAUUAUGGUUGCUACUUCAUUGAUGACAAUGUAUGCAAAGUGUGGAUUGCUAGACAAGGCUAGAGAUCUGUUUUGGGGAAUUAACGGAAGAGAUUUGGUUGCUUGGUCCGCAGCAAUAGCUGCUUUCUCACAAUCAGGAUAUCCUCAAGAGGCACUCUCUCUGUUUCGAGAUAUGCAGAAUGAGUAUUCACAGCCAAAUAAUGUUACUCUGGUGAGUGUUAUCCCAGCCUGUGCAGAGCUAAGGGCAGUGAGAUUAGGAAAGAGUAUCCACUGCCAUGCCAUCAAAGCCAGUAUCGAUUCUGAUAUUUCAACGGGAACUGCCUUGGUUUCCAUGUAUGCUAAGUGCAACCUAUUUAAUUUUGCACUUAAUUUGUUCAAUAAGAUGCCACUGGUUGAGGUAGUAACAUGGAAUGCUCUGAUAAAUGGGUAUGCCCAGAUUGGCGACUGUUAUAAUGCAUUAGAGAUGUUUUCUCGAUUAAGGUUAACUGGAUUACACCCAGACCCCGGGACAAUGGUUGGUGCGCUUCCAGCUUGUGCCCUUCUAGGUGAUGUACGCUUGGGAGGAUGCCUUCAUUGUCAAAUUAUCAGAUACGGGUUUGAGUCAGACUGUCAUGUGAAGAAUGCUCUAAUUGACUUGUAUGCCAAAUGUGGAAGUUUGACUUUGGCUGAAUUCCUGUUCAACAAAAAUGAUUUCGCUAAGGAUGAGGUGUCCUGGAACACAAUGAUAGCAGGAUACAUGCACAAUGGACUUGCCAAGAUAGCCCUUGCCGCAUUCCAUUCCAUGAAGUUCGAAUCAUUUCGGCCCAAUGUGGUCACAAUUGUGAGCAUCCUGCCUGCGGUGUCACAUUUGACAUGUUUGAGAGAGGGCAUGACUAUACAUUCCUACAUAAUUAAGAGUGGCUUUCAGUCUCAUAAGCUUGUAGGGAACAGUCUUAUCGAUAUGUAUGCCAAAUGUGGUCAACUUGACCUUUCGGAGCAUAUAUUUGAGGAGAUGAAGAGCACUGACACUGUUUCUUGGAAUGCUUUACUUACAGCAUAUUCUAUGCAUGGGGAAGGUGAUCGUGCUCUUUCUGUUUUCUCUCUAAUGGAAAAUAGGGACAUUGAAGUUGAUGCUAUAUCCUUCCUUAGUGUCUUGUCUGCCUGCAGACAUGCAGGCUUGGUUGAAGAAGGAAGGAAAAUAUUUCACCACAUGCGUGACAAAUACCACAUCGAGCCAGAUGUGGAACACUAUGCCUGUAUGGUAGACUUGUUAGGCCGUGCUGGCUUGUUUUAUGAAAUUAUGGAUCUACUUAAGACAAUGCCUAUGGAGCCAGAUGGUGGAGUUUGGGGAGCCUUGUUGGAUGCAUCUAGAAUGCAUUCUAAUAUCGAGUUAGCAGAGGUUGCUUUGAAGCAUCUUGUCAAGCUUGAGCAAGGAAACCCAGCUCAUUAUGUGGUAUUAUCAAGCUUGUAUUCUCAGUCUGGUAGGUGGAAUGAUGCAGGUCAUACUAGAGUAAAGAUGAAUGAAACUGGAUUGAGAAAGACUCCAGGCUGUAGCUGGGUUGAGGUGAAGAAGGGGAUAUGAAUUUUGUGUAGGUGCAAUAGAGAGAGCCAUUGGUGUUUCUCUUUGGUGAACUAGUCUAAGGGUGGCAAUCCAACUGCUGAAAAAUCUCCAUAAUUUUGCUGGGUACUUAGUGCCACACAUCUUCAAGGUUGAUCUCCAAUAUCAGCAAAUUUAGCCAGCUUCAAGCUCCACCUAUAAAUUCUAAGAUCUACAACUGAUAUUCAAGGCCCCAUGAUGUUGGCGGGAAAUAGAACAUGCUUCACAAAAUUCAUGUUCUUAGAUGAAAAUGUAAACGGUGAAACAUGUCUUACAUCUCUUCCUGAAGGAGGGGCUGGAGCAACAACUGAUAUUUAAUCUUAUAUCGGACCUUAAGGUUCCAGUGUCGGAAGGGAUCAACAUGUGGUUUGCUCACUGAAAUAUGACCAGAACAACAACAACAACAACAAAAAACCCAGUGUAAUCCCACAUAGUGGGGUCUGUGAGGGUAGUGUGUACGCGGACCUUAUUCCUAUCUCGUGGAGAUAGAGAGGCUGUUUCAACUGAAACAUGACCAGAAGCAAGACGAAAUAUUUAAAUGGUGUUCAGGUACUUAUAUCUGUUAGCAGGAUGAACACUUGGGCAGAAAUAGUUAACAGCAAGCUUAUUGGAAUGCUAACAAACAUAUUUUAUGAAAUUCCUGAGUUGUCUAAUAAAGCUCUUUCAGCUACCCCUGUAUUUCUUAUUCAUCAGGUUGAUCUGAUUAAAGGAAUUGAAUUCAUUUUUGUAGAGAUACUGUCCUAACCAUGGUUACAAUUCAUGCAAGGUUCUAUGGACGAUGGAGGUAUAGUUGUACCGAGAGUCCAUCAUAUGGGAAUAACUUUUCCUUUGCAUUUUGUACCUAUUGUAUGGAGGUAAAGUUGUAUUGGAAGUCCAUCAUAUGGGAUUAACUUUUGCUUGGCAUUUUGUGCCUAUUGUAUAAAAUUCGUGUAUUUGUUUUUGGUACAAGCCAGAUUUAUAGGUCAAACCUAUCUAUACAAGCUAUCUUCAUAUCUGCCAGGUAGGUUAAAAAUGCUUUCCAUUUAUGUGCUAUAAGUUGUUGGCAGCUUUAUUUAAGAUGUGCAGAAUCUCUGAAGAGAUCAUCUGUGAGUAGCUGGAAUAGUCUAAAGUUGGGGUUGGGGGGAGUUGUAUUUCUAGGCAAAUUUGGAGCAGAAUAUUGAUUUUUACCCAGUGCAGAGUCUGUGAACAGAUUCCAUUGUCUCGUGAGCUGUUAGCAAAAAAUACUUUGGUUUACCUGAGUUGGUGUUUGGUUACUGGGCUAUUGAACAUGAUGUUAGUGUUAGGAAGUCUUAUGUAUUCAAAUGUUAGAGUCUUAUGUAUUCAAAUGUUAGGGAGUCUUAUUUAUACAAAUGUUAGGGAGUCUUAUUUAUUCAAAUGUUAGGGAGUCUUAUGUUGACGCUAAUUUGCUUUUCCAGUUGGGAAUGUUGUAUUCCUUUUGGUUGGUUGAUGUUUCUGCUGAUAAAUUUACAGUAUCAGAUCUACUUGCAAUCUCAUUUUUGAUUGUUUGUAUGUCGUACAAAGAGAUAGGUUUUGCUUAAAGGUGAUUUUAUUUGACCAUUACAGUUGGUGCUUUCAAACUCAAGGGAAGAAAGAAGAAAUCUGUACCUGGUGCUUUCCGAUUAUGUGUUGCAUCGCAUCAAAUAAGUGAGUCUUGGAUAGCUAGUGGACCUUCAGACUACAGUGAUGAUGAGGUCCAACCUGUCGCUAUGCUGUUUAUGCUCGCAGAUACGCCUGAAGCUUUGCAUAUAUCUGUAAAUCUUGGAUGGAAGGGAUCUAGGAGCUUCUGCAACGCCCAAUAUAUGUAAUAAUAGAUAAAGACUCUAUAUUACAAGAAAAGAGUUACAUGGUAGCUAAUUAAGUUCGACGUUUUGAAAA